CUGUACGGCAUAGCUUGAGCUAUGUCAACUUUGUGGAGUGCAGAAAUAAGAUCGUUCGCUCAACUACCUGAACAGGUUCCCAUUGGCGGAUAUUCCACAAAUCAAACAUGUUCCGGAUUUCAUUCGGCUUGCAGAUACUUCUUCUUCUAUCGCAUUAUUUGUUACUACAGCAUGCAGCCGGCCCCUUAGGACCGCUCUUUGAAACCAGCCUAUCUCUCGCGCAGAUCAUAACCGUUUUGCUUCCUUUGGACACAGUAUGUGAUGAAACUUCACAUAGGUAUCUGAGCAUGGGCCAACAUAGAUGGACGGCUGUUGGCCUUGUGAUCCAUCUUCGUGUACAUGGUUUAUUGUUUGAAAAAUGGUUGUUGUGUCCCAUUCACUGAGUGGUUUUAACUGACACUUCAAAAUCCGUGGAAUAGUUCAAACAAAU
Laetiporus sulphureus 93-53 is the source of this 430-nucleotide messenger RNA. RefSeq lists its product as uncharacterized. The record is from RefSeq and is a predicted model, not a curated record. The transcript has a single exon. Lineage: Eukaryota; Fungi; Basidiomycota; Agaricomycetes; Polyporales; Laetiporaceae. Bases 108 to 383 code for a protein of 91 amino acids.